UCCUCUUGCGUUUCUCAUGUCCGCUUCGUCUCCUUUCUCUCUCUAUCGUUGUUGUUAGCAGAGCAGAUACACAGCGAGAAAAGCAAGAAGAAUCACGCCAACGGUGCGCUAGGCACAGCUGUGGUGGUGCGUACGUAUAUAUAUAUAUAUCUAUAUAUAUUUGUGUAUUGUGAUGAGGACGAGGAGGGGAUUGUAUUAUCCGAGAGUGAUGGAUAUUCGUGUGGAUGAGAACUGUAACCGCCUCGUGAAGAGAAGGAAACUGGAGAGCGUCGCCGGGGAGAAAAUGCGUUGCCGGAAACUUUUGGAUGUUUCGGAGGAGAUAGACGGAGGAAAUGAAUUUUUCGAUGCGUUGCCGGAUGAUCUGGUUCUGUGUAUUCUCGGCAAGCUCAGCUCCUCUGCCCAGUGUCCGGCGGAUUUCGUUAAUGUUCUGAUAACGUGCAAAAGACUCAACGGAUUAGGUCUCAACUCGCUGGUUCUAUCCAAAGCGUCUCGAAAAAUGGUAGCAGUUAAAGCCAAAAACUGGUCGGAAUCCGCUCACCGGUUCCUCAAACUCUGCGCCGACGCCGGAAAUGCCGAAGCCUCCUAUACUCUAGGCAUGAUUCGGUUCUACUGCUUUCAAAAUCGAGCUAGUGGAGCGUCGUUAAUGGCGAAGGCCGCUAUUGGAUCCCAUCCGUCGGCGCUCUACUCACUCGCCGUGAUUCAGUUCAACGGCAGCGGAGGCACCAAAAACGACAAGGAUUUACGCGCCGGUGUAGCGCUCUGCGCACGCGCCGCCUUCCUCGGCCACAUCGACGCCCUCCGCGAGCUCGGUCACUGUCUGCAGGACGGCUAUGGAGUGAAGCGGAACAUCGCCGAGGGCCGACGCCUCUUAAUACAAGCCAACGCGCGCGAGCUCGCCGCCGUGCUCCUCUCCUGCCCGCUGGCGAUGGUGCCGCCGCCGUCGUGGCUGACCGGGAACCCCCAGCGCGCCGCCUCCGCCGACGGCGUCUGCCCGCUGCUGAGCGACUUCGGCUGUAAUGUUCCCUCGCCGACGCCUCACCCGGCCAAUCAAUUCCUCACCGACUGGUUCUCAUCUCGCGCCGGCGAUGGUUCCGGUCAGGGCCCCCGAUUGUGCUCCCACGCCGGCUGUGGCCGGCCGGAGACGCGGCGGCACGAGUUCCGCCGGUGUUCGGUCUGCGGUGCUGUGAACUACUGCUCACGUGCCUGUCAGGCGCUGGAUUGGAAGCUCCGCCACAAGGCGGAGUGUUCGCCCGUCGACAGAUGGGCCGACGACGACGGUGAUAUCGCCGGCGGCCAUCACUUAAACGGCGAUUUUAACGACGCAAUGGAGAGUUAGAGCUAACGGCGUGAACGUCAGGGGUGGGUGAAAAUGGAAAAUUAAGAGAGUAGAAAAUUUUUGGGGUGCCAAAUUUUGUGGGCGGAAUUGAGAGAGAUCAAUCAGAAACUGUACGGCACAACUCCAAUCGCAGAAACGAAACGCUCUGUCAUGUGUAAAUUCAGCCCUUUGGUAAUUUCAAAAUUUUAAACGAGGGAUAAAAAAAAUUCCAAUGUUUUUUCAAUUAAAAAUAAAAAUUGCACAAUGAUCCCCAUGGAUUUAGUCCAAUAUAACAAGCAUUAAAUAUUAUGUGAAAAAAUCAAUCGACACGACAGGAGGGAGGAGAUGAUAUUGCUGGGCUUUAUUCACAUUGGUCUAAAAUGACAGCAAAUUUGAUGUAUGUGUCACAUGAAAAGUAGGGGCAGAGAAGUAAGAGUUUUAUUAUUAUUAUAA
Messenger RNA from Andrographis paniculata, 1768 nucleotides. RefSeq names its product F-box protein At1g67340-like. The record is from RefSeq and is a predicted model, not a curated record. Bases 173 to 1336 code for a protein of 387 amino acids. Lineage: Eukaryota; Viridiplantae; Streptophyta; Magnoliopsida; Lamiales; Acanthaceae. The transcript has 3 exons. Gene Ontology annotation, molecular function: protein binding.